GUCAUCCACUGCACUGGCCAAGGCAUAUCUUCGAGCCUCGAGUUCUCGGAGACCCAGCUCGAUUUGGCAUCCAUCCCGGCAGAUGCAGCCACGAAGGAUUCCAUCGUCGUCCGAAAUGUCUCCAAGGUGCCGCAGAUGCUGAAUGUUCUGCUUCCACCCUUCGAGCUUAGUGGUUUGAAGAUGACACCGAUCUGCUUCACUCUUCAACCGAAGGAGUCGCAGCGACUGCAGGUGGAGUUUAAGCCUACGAAGGAGUAUGUAGACUUGCUGAAGAUGCCUGUGGAAGAGAAGCCCGAAGCACCCGAGGACGGUGCGGCAGCGCCUCCGGAUGGAGAGGAACCACCAGCGGAGGAGCCAGGCGAGAUGGAUGCCGAGGAGUACUCGCGGCACCAGAUGGAGGACAUCCGUGAGCAUGGCGGACGGCGAUGGGACGCUGAGGGCACCGUGCAUGGGUCUUGGCGUCUUCCCAUCUGCUUCAAGACAGCUUCCCAGGGGAUGCGCGAGGGUCGAGACCAGUUCUGCUACCUAAGCGUCAACACCUGUGUCUUGCCGAGUGUCCUGGCCAUGCAGCCACCGAUCUUAGACUUCGGCGAUGUAACAGCUGGCCAGAGGGCUCUCAGGCCCUUGGUCAUUACCAACCUCGCAGCUGAAGAGGGUGCACAGGAACUUCAGUUGGAAGCCCUCCCAGAGAAUCAAGGCUUUACCGUCCUGAACGCUCCCCGCGCGGUGGGAUCCAAGCCUUUCCAGUUCAUGGUGGAAUUCAAGCCCCAGCUGGUCCAGAUCUACCAGUGCUCACUGCAGAUGCGGACACAAAACACCCGCGUUCAGGUGCCUCUGAGAGGCAAAGGAGUGAGUCCGGUUCUAAAGAUCGAGCCCCAGGAUGGAGUGAUCCACAUGGGGGCCGUCAUCUACAACAAGGAGGCCAAG
This is a messenger RNA of Symbiodinium sp. CCMP2456, 927 nucleotides long. The record is from the annotation of a GenBank genome assembly. NCBI's taxonomy places the organism in Eukaryota, Dinophyceae, Suessiales, Symbiodiniaceae.